Lycium barbarum (goji berry) is the source of this 1773-nucleotide messenger RNA. Its product is annotated as arogenate dehydratase/prephenate dehydratase 1, chloroplastic-like. Gene Ontology annotation, biological process: L-phenylalanine biosynthetic process. Gene Ontology annotation, cellular component: chloroplast; cytoplasm. NCBI's taxonomy places the organism in Eukaryota, Viridiplantae, Streptophyta, Magnoliopsida, Solanales, Solanaceae. The coding region runs from base 185 to 1348 and encodes 387 amino acids. The transcript has 11 exons. The record is from RefSeq and is a predicted model, not a curated record. Gene Ontology annotation, molecular function: arogenate dehydratase activity; prephenate dehydratase activity.
UGUCCCACACUUCACUUUCACCCAACAAUUUAAAGAGAAGAAUUAAAAGAGCUUCUCUUUGAGUAUCUACUCCAUUCAUAUUUUUAAGUAUACCAUUACAAGAAAUUUCCACUUCAAUAGAACUCUCUCUUGUUUUCUUUAAUUUAUUUUCUGCAUUGAUCAUCAGUGAUGAAAUUGUUUUGACAUGGCUCUGAAUAUUUUAUUAAAUAUAAGAUGUUUUGGUUCACAACUUGGUGUGACUGAAUCUAUAAGUAGUAAACAUUGUGGAGUUGGUUGUCAUGGUGGCAAAAAUGGUGUUUUGGGGGGUCUAUUUGCCAAUUUUAAAGUAAGGUCAGUUGAAGAUGAAAGUACAUCAAAUUCUGAUUCAGAGAUGCAAAGGCCAGUUGAUCAAACAGAAACUAAGUUGGAUAAGAAAUUUCCAAAGGACUUGAGCUCUUUACCAAGACCAUUAUCUAUUACGGAGGCUUCGAGUGAUGGUUCAAAGGUGCGGAUAUCCUUUAAGGGGGUUCCAGGGGCAUACAGUGAGGAAGCAGCCUUAAAAGCAUAUCCUCAAUGUGAGACGGUUCCUUGUGAUGAAUUUGAAGAUGCAUUCAAGGCUGUUGAACAGUUGCUGGCUGAAAAAGCCGUUCUUCCUAUUGAGAAUUCUCUAAGCGGUAGUAUUCACUGGAACUAUGAUUUACUCCUUCGUCACAGGCUGCAUAUUGUUGGUGAGGUUCAGCUGGCUGUUAAUUUCUGCCUUCUAGCCCUUCCCGGUGUUAGGAUGGAGCAUGUCAAACGUGUUCUGAGCCAUCCGCAGGCGCUUGCACAUAGUGAUAGUUUUCUAAGUAAGUUAGGUGUCAUCAGAGAAAACGUUGAUGAUGCAGCUGGAGCUGCUCAGCUGCUUGCCUUGAAGAAGAUGAUGGAUGCCGGCGUAGUUGCCGGUUCUCGAGCUGCAGCAAUCUAUGGGCUCAAUGUGCUUGCUGAAAGCAUUCAGGACAACUCUGACAGUAUAACGCGUUUUCUGGUGCUUGCUAGAGACCCUAUAAUUCCAAGUACCGAUAAGUCUUUCAAGACUAGUAUCGUCUUUUCGUUGGAAGAUGGCCCUGGCGUUCCGUUUAAAGCAUUGGCUGUAUUUGCUGUGCGGGAUAUUAAUUUGACAAAGAUUGAAAGCAGACCACAGAGAAAGCAGCCACUACGAGUAGUCGAUGCAUUCAAUACAGGGACUGCCAAGUACUUUGACUACCUUUUCUAUAUAGAUUUUGAGGCAUCCAUGGCCGAACCUCGUGUUCAAUAUGCUUUAGGGCAUUUGCAGGAAUUCGUGACAUUUCUACGAGUACUGGGUUGUUAUCCGAUAGAUGCAGUGCAAUAGAUGUUUAAUCUUGUGUCAUUUCCUGGAAGUAUUGGUUGUUCCUAUUUAAGAGCUGAAGUUGUUGUUAUUUGACAUGAGAACAUGAGAAAGCUGUUGGGGAUAUAUACUAUUAACCAUGUGUUUGGAUAUAGUAUUUUUAUAGAACAAUUAUUUAUUCAUUUUUUUAAUAAAGAGUUAAAUAGAUCAUGUAUUAAUAUGUGUGUCCUUUACUUAUAUAAUAAAUGAUUUAGUGUAUAGAGUUUAGGUUAUACACGGAAGAUUAAAUUGUCGGUUUUUAUAAGUAUAAAGUUUAUGUUCACAAUCUAAGAUGGAAAUUGGACAAAGCCAUCGGUAUGAUUGUAACACAAGAUUAAAUAUAAUGUAUCUUUAUUAUGGGAACGGUAUUGUUCUGUCUUCUUGUGCUAGUACAUUUUGUAUGUAUUGAA